Messenger RNA from Lolium perenne, 1458 nucleotides. NCBI's taxonomy places the organism in Eukaryota, Viridiplantae, Streptophyta, Magnoliopsida, Poales, Poaceae. The record is from RefSeq and is a predicted model, not a curated record.
AUGCCGCCGCCGCGCACAGGACAGCGCUGCCCCCGUCCUUCUUCGGCCAACCCGGCGCCCUACUGCAGGAAGGCGAAACACCGCCGGAUCAAAAAACAUCGUCAACACCGCAAAGCCAGCGGCAGCCCGACCGUGUCUCUGUCGGACGACUUGGUCACCUGCAUCUUCGCCGGGUUAUCGGAUGCGGCAGCUGCGGUCCGCUGCGCCGCCACGUGCCGGCGCUGGGGGCGCGUCGUGGCCACGAGCGCCUCCAUAAUCUCCCCCUCUCUGCCGUCCCUCGGCCGCUUUUUGCCGGACCUCGCGGUCGGCCUCUUCCACCGGCCUGAGAUAGACCUGCCCGCAGCGGCAUCAUCCCUGCCGUGCUUCGUGCCCAUGGCCUCCGCCGCUCGCUUCCUCCUCGCCGGCCAGCAGCGGCUUCUCAGCGUCGCGGGGCUACGCGACGACGGCGGGCUCUUGAACCACUCCCGCCCCGUCGCGUCCCGGAACGGCCGCCUGGUUCUGGAGCUCCGGCGCGAGGGCCACGCCGCCAGCGGUCUCCGCCUCACCGUCUGCAACCCGAUGAUGCCUAAUAGCAUCGUCGUCGUGCCGCCUCUGGUCUCAUCAGCAAGCACCAUACAAGACUACGGCUGCGCGUUGCUCACCGGCCAGGACCUCCGCCCACCUCGCUGCAACAGUUUCUUCCGUCUGCUGCUCGUCUACAACCACAACCGUGGCCCCGGGAACUCGACCGUGCUCCAGUGCUACUCCUCGGACACUGGCUGCUGGGGACGGGAGGCCGAGUGCUGCAUCGAAAUUCCAAGCACGAAGAUCUGCGACAUCGGCCAAGCUGUGGUGCGCCGCGGAGUGGCCUUCUGGGCACUGGACCUUGGGGUGCUCGGGGCACGCCUCGAUCAGAUCGACCAGCAUGGCGCCGUGAUGGACAUGCACUUGGUGCCGUAUGACACACCUCAUUGGUGGCCAGAAAAGCGGCUCUUGGGCAUCUCGCCCGACAACAGGCUCUUCUUCAUGUACACUGGGGUCGUGCACCAAGAGAAGAUUAUGAUGGCUAGCUUCUCCUACUUCGAGUUCGAGGAAGAAGACAACAUUCGCACUGGCACCAAAGGGAUCUGUCGUGACGAGAAACACUUGCGGAUGCCCCAGAUGAAGAUGUCACACCGUAACACCGCGAUCAAGCUGCGGUGGUUUGGCGAGAAAAGCGGUCUCGUCCUGUUCACCAUGGGAAGGCCUAGCGGACACAGGGGCACCUUCGUGUUGAACCUCCAUGACGAAGUCGUCAACAAGCUCGCUGAUGACGGUGACUCAUGGAAGAACUUGCUUGGGUAUGAGAUGGACAUGGAGGCCUACCUUUCCUCCUCCUCCAUCGAUGGAUGGUCACCGCUGGAGAAACCGCCGAUGCCAAGUGUUUGGAGGUUUGCCAAGUGUAGAACCACGGGUACCCGGUAUAUAACCUAUCGUUAG